Molecule: messenger RNA, 633 nt
Organism: Miscanthus lutarioriparius
Lineage: Eukaryota; Viridiplantae; Streptophyta; Magnoliopsida; Poales; Poaceae
Source: the annotation of a GenBank genome assembly
AUGCCCAGGAUCAUGACGCAGGAGCUGCUGCUGCAGCAGCAGCAAACGCCCAUGACCACAACCAAAGCCGUCAAGGAGGAGGCCGUGAGGCGUGCCUACCUGAGGACCGACGCCGACUUCUCCACUUCCAGCGCAGGCGGCGCCUGCUGCGUCACGACGCUGCUCCGCGAGGGCCGCCUCGUGGUGUCCAACGCCUGCGACUGCCGCGCCGUGCUCUGCCGGGCGGGCAAAGCCAACCCGCUCACCUCCGACCACCGCGUGUCCUGCGAGGACGAGCGCCGCAGGAUCGAGAGCCAGGGCGGCUUCGUUGUCGACUGCCGCGGCACGUGGCGGGUGCAAGGCUCGCUGGCAGUGUCCAGGGGCAUCAGCGACGGGCACCUCAAGCCAUGGGUGCUGGCGGAGCCGGACACCACCACGCUGCCCGUGGACGCGAGCUGCGAGUUCCUCGUCCUCGCCUCCGACGGCCUAUGGGACAAGGUGGACGCGCAAGAAGCGGUGGACGUCGCGCGCCCGCUGUGCUGCACCGGCAGCCAGCAACUCCCUCCGCGGCCUGCAGGCGGCUGGUCGAGUUGGCGGCGUCCAGAGGCUCCACCGACGAUAUCACCGUCCUCAUUGUCCGUUUAUCGGCGAUGA